AUGGUAUAUGGUGAAAAGUAUAGGCAUAAGGGCUAUAAGAACGACCGGCACGCGUAUUCUCGCGGGGGCCACCAGCACGGAGGCUCAGGUUACGGCGAAUACAACGGUUCGCGAGGGAAGGGUGAUGAAGUGAAUAGUUAUCUGAAUUCAGGGCUGUCGACUCCGCGAUAUAACGGGCAUAACGGGCACAGCGGGCACAGCGGGCAUGGUCGAAGUAGCGAUCAUGAUCGGCAUUUGCGAGAUGGCAGAAACCACUCUGGCCGAAGGCGAUGGCAGAACCCUCCAGAGUCCUCUGGCAAAAACACACCGGUUUCAAACACCAGCGAUUACCUACUGGCAGACCCUCUCUACUUGAGUGGCACCGACACCAGAACCGGUGUGAAUAAAAGGGAUGCAGACUUCCCCAAACUAGCACACCAUGAGGAGUAUACUAAAACACUAAUAGCUUCUUCUCACACAGCAGACGAAACGACAACGACUUUGAAAACUUAUAAAGUAGUAUACGACCCUGAACUCGAUGACACCUUGACAAGGCUGGAAAAAAAGUCCAAGACCAAGAAAAUCAGAUUCAAAGGAGAUAGUUUUAGCGAAGAUGUAGCCGAUCCUCGCCAGCCGUGGAGCCAAUAUCUACACAAGCCAAAUAAAAAAUCCAGCAAAUUCCCAUUUAAACAAUUGCCCCAGGCAAAAUUCACUUUUGAUGAAGAUUCGUUGGGCCCGGCACCACUCACAACCGUUGUUAUUUGGGAUCUUCCCGCAAGCAUCAACGAGGCAUACUUGCGGAAUUUCUUGCGCAGUUACGGAUCCAUCGAUGAAGUCAACAUGAUCAACGACCCCAACAACGCCGUGCCCUUGGGAGUAGCGACAUUUAAAUACCAAGGCAGUCCCGAGAAAGCCAGCGAAUUGGCUUCCAAGUUUGUCAAAGUGGUGGCAGCUGAGCUAGUAAAGAUUGACGGCAAGCCACUCAAAGUUGGCCUCAAUGACUCUGAAGAUACAUUGUUGAGCCAAAAAGUCAACAUUGCCCGGGGAAAGAUAAUCAACCAAAGGCUUAAAAGGGAGCAAGAAGAGGAGAAGCGACGAAUCAAGCUUUUGGAAGAACAAAAGAAGCAAGAGGAGAUUGCCAAGAGGGAGGAGGAGUUGAGGAAGAAGGAGGAAGAAGAAGAGGCAAAGAGAGUGGCGGCUAGUCUCAAGUACAAACCCAAUACAACUUUGCUUUCGUCAAGACAUAACAAUAUGGUCGAAAGGGGAAUUUUUUUACCGGCGGAAUUGACCAAAUACGUCAAGAAUAGACCGUACUUAUUGAUACGAGAUAAGUAUGUGCCCACCACAAAAGUGUCAUCUCAUGAUUUAAAGAAACUCUUGAAAAAAUAUGACUGGACCCGAGUUUUAUCCGACAAGACGGGUUUUUAUUUGGUGUUUAACUCAUUGAGAGAGUGCCGACGAUGCUUUGAAAAAGAAGACUGCAGAAAGUUUUUCGAGUACAAGCUUGUUAUGGAGUUGGCAGUGCCCGAGGGCUUUGUCGAACUGACCACGGCAGAUGAUCUAGGAAACGACGUCAUCGACGAGGCGUCCAACAUUUUGAUCAAGGAGUUUGAGUCGUACCUAGUCAAGGACAUUCGAGAGCGAAUCAUAGCACCACAGAUUUUAAAGUAUUUGGACCAUGGCAAUUAUCCAACCAUCGUAGAGGAGCUCAAGAGAAAAGAGCAAGAAAUAAAGGCCAAAGCAGUUAGCUCAAACGACCAGAUCAAGUUGAAUGCCAUGUCAUAUUUAGAGAAGCGCAAGAAUUUUGCCGCUAGUCAAAAACCCAAUCGCUCCCAGUUUGGUGAUCGACAUAGAACUCAAUUUGGACGGAGGAAAGGAGCGGUCAUUCCUAUGCUGCAUGCCCUCAAUCUUGAUGAUGAUGAUGAUGAAGAUGAAGAGGAAGAUGAAGAUGCAGAGUCGGAGGAGGAAAGUGAUGACGACAAGACAACUAGCCGGUCUGUAACUCCCGUUGCUCAGCCCAUGAAAAGGGCACGUAGUUCAACUGCAACGAGCGUCAACGAUGAAGAUCUUCUGGAGCCAGAGCUGAAGCGACCGAAACUUGAGGAAACUCGCGAGAUCUUAUCAGAGGAGGACAAGUUAGACAAAUUGCUUGAAAGUAAAGCCGACAAAGAGCUUAGCGAGGCUAUGGAGGACAAGUCUAGGGCUAAAGCUGUGGUGGAGAUCAAAUCUGAUGCGAGAUUUGAGCCCACAACUGGUGGUCCGAGAACGGUGUAUCCAGAAUAUUAUCAAUCGAACUACUUGGAAUUGGCCACUCUUCAGGACAGCAUCAGAGACUUGGAGGAUCUUGAACUUGCAAAAAGCGUUUUGGCUGACACACCCUCAGCAGACAUUAAGAAUAUUGAGUAUUGGGCUUGGAAGUAUAGACAAGAGCAGACUUCAACCUUGAAAGAUAGAGAGCGGGAACGGGAGCACGAGGAAGACCAAGACGAAGAUAGAGAUAGAGAUGAAUAUGCCGAUGAAUAUGCCGAUGAAGAUGAAAUUGCCGAUGAAGAUGAAGAUGAAGACGAAACAACACGGUUGGAUAAAGAGUUGCCGCCACAUCUUGAAUCUAAAUCAGGAAGCUUCAAGAGUGAAGGGUUUAGGAAAAUCCCCGACCCCGACAAGGACUAUUACUUGCCUCACCGCAAGAGGGCCGAUAAGCCUAUAAAGACUGUCCAGUAUGAAGAAGACGAGGAUGAAAAGCCGGCAGAAGCCGCUAUCAAUUCCGUCCAAAGCUCGAGAGUGAAUCGAGCCAACAACAGGCGAUUUGCAGCUGAUAUAACGGCCCAGAUUGGUUCCGAAUCGGAUGUGUUGAGCUUGAAUGCGUUGACCAAGCGCAAGAAGCCAGUUACGUUUGCCAGGUCCUCAAUCCACAACUGGGGCUUGUAUGCCAUGGAGCCGAUUGCCGCCAAGGAAAUGAUUAUCGAGUACGUUGGUGAACGCAUCCGUCAGCAAGUGGCCGAGCAUCGCGAAAAAAGCUAUCUUCGCACAGGUAUCGGCUCCUCGUAUUUGUUUAGAAUCGAUGAAAACACUGUGAUUGAUGCAACCAAAAAGGGAGGAAUCGCGCGGUUUAUAAACCACUGCUGCAACCCCAGCUGCACGGCCAAAAUCAUUAAAGUUGAAGGUAAAAAGAGAAUAGUCAUUUACGCGCUUCGAGACAUUGAGGCAAAUGAAGAGUUGACCUACGAUUAUAAAUUUGAAAGGGAAACCAACGACGAUGAGCGUAUUCGAUGUUUAUGUGGUGCACCGGGCUGUAAAGGUUAUUUGAAUUGA
Lodderomyces beijingensis is the source of this 3291-nucleotide messenger RNA. Lineage: Eukaryota; Fungi; Ascomycota; Pichiomycetes; Serinales; Debaryomycetaceae. The record is from the annotation of a GenBank genome assembly.